Molecule: messenger RNA, 1431 nt
Organism: Lytechinus variegatus (green sea urchin)
Lineage: Eukaryota; Metazoa; Echinodermata; Echinoidea; Temnopleuroida; Toxopneustidae
Exons: 5
Coding region: 7-1014 (335 amino acids)
Molecular function (GO): protein binding; ubiquitin protein ligase activity; zinc ion binding
Source: RefSeq, a predicted model, not a curated record
GCGGAUAUGCAUUGUGCUCCUAAAUUAUGUAGAUCAGACCACUCGGAUCAGACUCAGAGAAAGGAAACUUUAAUUAUCAGUUGUGAGAGACAAAGUGGGAAAAGUCGAUCAGUGAAUAUGGAAAACCGAGAACAAGAUGAGCUGAGAGAGCCAACAUUAGAGGAGCUUGGUUUACACUCCCAUUGUCUCAACUGUAUCUCUAAACGAUGCAAUGUUUCUGUGCAACCAGGGGUAUCAUGUGCGCACAUCUACUGCCCAUUUAAAUGUGGUGCCUACUUCCAUCAGUGUAAAGCAGAUGACCAUAGUGAGUUGUGUCCUAACGUCAGAAUGGAAUGUCUCAAUUCUGAACUUGGUUGCCAAGCAAUAAUGAGACGUGCCUUAUGUAUCGACCAUCUCCAGCAGUGCCCUGCCCAUGUCAUCAUGUGCGGCCAGUCGAUAGCAAAAGAUGACUAUGAUAGUCACUUCUGCACUGGUCAUGAUCACGAGUGUGAACCUGUUCUUGGAGAAUGGAGGGAGCAGCAAAGAGCAUUGCUUGAAGCAGGAGGAUCAGAGAGAGCAGCUGAGUCAGAUAGCAAAGAGAAGAAGGAAGGGGAUGACAUUACAGGGAAUAAGGCAGGAUCAGAGAAUGAAGGAGAAACAAGUGAUGAAAAGCCAUCAUCAGUACACAAGCGAGGGGAUCCUCUUCACACUGUACCUUGGCAGCUAUUAAGGGAUGAAGGACAAGAAGAAGGAGAGUUAGAAGGGGAAGAAGACAUAGCUACCUCUCUCACCCCUGUCUCGCCUUCUCCUGUCUCCCCAGCCCCUGACGAUGAGCACCUCCACCUCAGCCUGAUGCCAUACAGGAUCCUACAGGAGAUUGGUCUCCACCUGGACCGAGAGUCACUCAAUGAGCUGGCCCUUACGUCACAUUUCUUCAGGGAUGUUGCUGCAUCCCUUCUGCGUAAGAAAGGUCUAGUGGAAACAAGAUGGAAGAAGGUGGAUAACAAGUGGAUAGAAGACGGGAAGGUCAGUUGAUGGCAGAUUUUAUUCAGAUUUUUUUUCAAUUUAAUUUGCCUUUCAUGACAUUCCACAGUAACAUGUAUAUCUGUGAGCAUCAUGAUCUGCUCAUAUUUUAUGCUAUGCACAUUGACGAGAUGAGAGAGUAGUUUGGAAUAUUUCCUCACAAAGCAUUUUGCAUUUUUUUGUGUUUUUGGCUCAUCCGGCCCGAAGGACCUGAUGAGCUUAUGCUGUGGCGUCUGUCGUCCGUUCACAAUUUCAAAUGCUACUUCUUUGCCAUUUCAAGUCCGAUUUCAAUUCUGUUCGCUUUAUAAGAUAGCAUUAGGUGGGGGUUCAAAACUUUUACACAGAAUUUUGAAACUCAUUAAAUAUGCUAAUUUAUGCACGUUUUUCAAAAUUCACAAAAAAUGCUUCGCUAAUUUAUGCAUGUUUUUU